Molecule: messenger RNA, 387 nt
Organism: Desarmillaria tabescens
Lineage: Eukaryota; Fungi; Basidiomycota; Agaricomycetes; Agaricales; Physalacriaceae
Exons: 3
Coding region: 1-387 (128 amino acids)
Source: RefSeq, a predicted model, not a curated record
AUGGCUAGCAAGUGGAUAAACUCAUGCACAGAGUCUGUGCAUGCCAAAAUGACCAAUGCCGAGACCGCUUGUGGCAAUCAGGAACCUGUACCUGCCCCAACCCUGCACAUGGAUGUCCAGUGCUUGGAGCUUGACAUAGCCUUGCAUCUGGAUAUCAUUCUGAGAGUACUUGUAGUAGUGCAUGCUAGGGCUGUAUAUCCAGCCACCAAAGCUGAGGAGGAGUUUAAGGUGCUGUUUGGCUUUUUUGAGGAGGUGGAGAGCUUGAGAGAGAGGUGGAAAGACAUACUUGGAGCUCACAUUAGGGUCAUUAUAGCUAUCACUAAAACACCACACCACCAGAAUCUUGUCUAUGUUCACAGUCUCCAAUGCUUGCUUCGCACCAUGUGA